Molecule: messenger RNA, 1878 nt
Organism: Dictyostelium discoideum AX4
Lineage: Eukaryota; Evosea; Eumycetozoa; Dictyosteliales; Dictyosteliaceae
Product: aldehyde dehydrogenase
Exons: 2
Coding region: 1-1878 (625 amino acids)
Molecular function (GO): oxidoreductase activity, acting on the aldehyde or oxo group of donors, NAD or NADP as acceptor; oxidoreductase activity
Source: RefSeq, a predicted model, not a curated record
AUGUAUCAAGUUACAAAAGCAAUUAAAAAAGUUUCACCAGUUUGUAAAAAUGGUUUGAAAUCAACAUCAUUAUAUAUCAAUACCAAUACAAAUAGUAGAAUGUCAAUUAGAAGUUAUGCAAAUGCAAAUCCAUCAAAUAUUGCUUCAACUACCUUUGCAAAUACACCAAUGGGAGUUUUUGCAGAUCAAUUAUUUUUACAACCAAUUAACCCAGCAACAAUUAGACCAAUUACAGAUUUAAGAAUUGAUACAAAAUUUUCAUUGAAAAAAAAGUUUGAUAGAGCAUUUUUAAAGAAGGAUGAAUGGAAGAAUGUACCAUUAGAAGAGAAAAAGAAUAUGAUUGUAAAGUUUAGAGAUUUAUUGAUUGCCAAUACAGAUAAGAUGUCAAAAGAUUUAACCGAAGAAACUGGUAAACCAAUUUCCCAAGCCAAGAAUGAAGUUUUAGCAGUUAUUGAUCGUAUUGAAUUCUUUUUAGGUAAUGUAGACAAAGUUUUAGCAGAACAAAUCGUUAGAACCACAGACAAAUUCCAAGAGAAAUUAGUCAAAGAACCAUUGGGUAUUAUUGCAAACAUUUCCGCAUGGAAUUAUCCAAUUUUCAUUGGUCUCAAUGUUAUCAUUCCAGCAUUGUUAACUGGUAACUGUGUACUCUAUAAACCAUCAGAAUUCUCAUCAUUGACUGGUAUCAACAUUGCAGAAUUCCUUUAUGAAGCAGGUGUUCCAAGAGAAGUGUUCCAAGUUGUAUUGGGUAAAUCUGUGAUCUCUCAAUCCUUAUUGAAUCUUCCAAUCGAUGGUGUUUUCUUCACUGGUAGUCAUGCUACUGGUCAAAAGAUCUCUCAAACAUUGGCUGGUCGUAUGGUUAAAACUCAAUUGGAAUUGGGUGGUAAGGACGCCGUUUACGUUCACUCUUCCGCCGAUCUCAAGACUGCCAUCGCUUCAAUCGCUGAUGGUGCCAUGUAUAACAGUGGUCAAAGUUGUUGCUCUGUCGAGAGAAUCUAUGUAGAUAAAUCAAUUUACAACACUUUUAUCGAUGAUUUGGUUGAAGUUGUCAAACGUUUCAAAUUCAGUUUUGAUCCAAUGAAUCCAAAGACUUACUUUGGUCCAUUAACUAGAGGUAUGGCUCAAGUUGAACAUUUACAAAGAUUGAUUGGUUCCGCUUUGAAACGUGGUGCUAUCCUCGAGUUGGGUGGUAAUGUCCUUGAUAAUGCCCCAGGUUAUUUCUUUGCUCCAACCGUUAUUUCAAAUGUUCACCAUGGUAUGGAUAUUCAAAGAGAGGAAUUAUUUGGUCCUGUCGUUACAAUUCAACCAGUUAGUGGUCCUGCUGAGGCUGCUCUCUUAAUGAAUGAUACCCCAUUCGGUCUCACUGGUUCAGUUUACAGUCAAGAUCCACAUGUUGCAAAUUAUAUCGCCGAAAAAUCAAAUACUGGUACUGUCUAUUGGAAUUCUUGUGAUAGAGUUUCCCCAUAUCUCCCAUGGAGUGGUCGUGGUUACUCUGGUAUUGGUACUACACUCGGUAUGGAAGGUAUCGAAUGUUUCACUAAACCAAAAGCUCUUCACUUAUUCGGUCCAACCCUUGGUUACUUUGGUGAAGCUAAAAACAGUGAUAUCGUACCAACUAAACCAGCCCAUUUGGUUGAAAUCCUUGCAAAUAAACAAAAAGAGAAAAUUGAAUAUCAAGACAGUAUCGAAUCACCACUCGCUCCAAUUUACAACUUUGAUACCAUGGAUCUUGGUUAUCCAAUUGAAAAUGAUGCACUCUUUGCUCCAGAUAAUGAAAAUGACAGUGAAGAAUUUGUUAGAUCUGCUCUCGAAUCUGGUACUAUUAGAAAAAUUACUAACAAAAAAGAUUAUGUUCCAGUCAAAUCUGUAAAAGUUGAAUGA